AUGCUUCCAGAACAGGGGCUUCUGAGUGACUGCGGGAACAAUUACUUCCAAAUGACCUCCUGUAUCUUAGCGGGGAACAUUGAGACCACACCCAAGGUCUCUCCUGGAGAUUCUGAAGCCAAACCUCUGAUCUUCACAUUUGUCCCCACUGUCAGAAGACUACCAACCCACAUUCAGGUGGCUGACACUUCCAAAUUCCUUGUUAAAAUUCCUGAGGAAUCACGUGAUAAGAGUCCAGAAAGUGUAAAUAGGUUUGAGUACAGUGAUCAUAUGACCUUCAGCUGUGAGAGCAAGCAGGAGAAAGACCAGAGGCUACUGGCUUCUGCCUCAGAGGGAAGUGGAAGGAAUUUACAAGGAAAGAAACUGGAUAUGAACGACCCACUAGGAAUGCAGAAAGGUGACCUCUUCAAAGCAGAAUAUGUUUUUAUUGUGGAUUCUGAUGGGGAAGAUGAAGCUACAAGCAGACAAAGUGAACAAGGCCCUCCAGGGGGAGUAGGCAACAUAGCUACCCGGCCCAAGUCCUUGGCUAUUUCUUCUAGUCUGGCCUCUGAUGUGGUACGUCCCAAAGUGCGUGAGGCUGAUCUCAAGACCUCAUCACAUCCCGAAAUUCCUCAUGCGAUGGCCCCUCAGCAAAAGCAUGGGCAGCUAACUUCUCCCACUACCUCUGAGCAGCUUGCUCAUAAACCACCUGCUUUCUCCUUUGUUUCUCCAACUAAUCAGAAAACGCCACCUGUCCCAGCUAACGUCAGCGGAGCCUGUGUGCUAGAGGAGUUUCACACUCGCAGGCUGGAUGCCACAGGGGCCUCGGUUGAAGAAACAGCUACGUAUUUUCACACUACUGCUCGCGAUUCCCCCCUUUCUGCAUGGAGAGAUGCUUCCUCACUAGUAUUUUCCCCUCCCACUCAACUGCCAGGUUCUAGUUUAUGUGGCUCAAAUGUUGCUGAUCACACACGUGGGCUGGAAUCUGAAGCACAGAAGAAAGCAUCAACGUCGCAUGUUCUUAAUCCCAGGGAAGAUCUGAGAACCUCCCCUUCAACUGCCUCGGGUGCUUCUCUGAAGUCACCUUCAGCUUCCUACAUACCUGUCCGAAUUGUCAUGCAUUCACUGUCUCCAAGUCCCAAACCAUUUACCUCAUCUCCCCAUGGCUCUUUAUCCACUGUCUCUAGCCGAAUGUCAUCCACUGGAAAUCUCUCAAAGUCAGGGCUGAAGUCCUCAGUACCUUCUCGGCUCUCUCUCCUCACUGCUAUCCUCAAAUCAAACCCUUCUCACCAAAGGCCUUUAUCCCCUGCGUCAUGCCCAACCUUCUCCCGCAACUCCCUGGCCUCUUCCACACUCACACUUGAUCAGAAAGUAAAACAAUCUUCAUCCACACCUAAGAAAUCUCUCUCAAGUUGUUCCUUGAUAGCUGGUUCAACAGAACAAGGAGAACACCAGGCGUCUGCAGAGAACCACCAAUCCUACCACCUCCCUUGCUUUUCCAAAUCUCCCCCACUUUCUCAGUCGUACCCCCUCUCUCCACCAACACCUGACAGUAGCAUCUAUGCUUCUAGGAAUGUAGAGAAAGCACAAGGCAUACUGAGGAGCAGCACAACACUACCCCAGUUACAGAGCGACACAUUCGGUUUUGCUGAUGUUCCCUCUAUCACAUCCAGCUUAUCCCCGCUUUCUUCUUUGGAGGGCAGACAGGAUGGUGACCUCAGGGGUCCAGAAAGGAGCGGAAAUAUUUGCAAAUACCCUUCUACCUUCUUAUCCUCUGCAUCUCCUGCUAAUGAAAGCACUGCACUUUCCUCUCUAGAGAAAUGUUUCCACCCCUCCCCAGUCCUCUCGGAGCUGAUAGACAGAUCCCAAAGAGCCUGCUCUCAGCAACUAGCAGGUCAGGAACUGCGCCCUUCAGUUCUGCCCGCUCCUCCUAUCUCCCGUGCUGGCUCUAUGCCUCCCGCCAACUUGGGACUCUCCAUUCUCCCUCCCGAGAGUUCACUCACCCAGGGACUCCAGCCUAGUUCUUCAGUACUGCACCCGAGUUGUGGCAGUGGCGCAAGAACUGGAACACCUGAAAGCACAGUGUCCAACCACAGCUCACUUGUUCCAACCUCAUCACUUCCUGUCUCACUAACAAGAACCAAGGAGCUGAGCACACCUUGCGCGCUGUCCAUGUCAACAGGCCCUGAGAAUAAGAAGCCCAAGCAAUACAAGACCAAGUCAAGCUACAAGGCUUUUGCAGCAAUCCCUACAAACACAUUGCUCUUGGAACAGAAGGCACUAGAUGAACCAGCCAGGACUGAAAGCAACUCCAAAGCCAGCGUGUUAGACCUUCCAGUGGAGUUGUAUUUCCCUGCACAGCUCAGGCAGCAAACUGAAGAGGUCUGUGCUACCAUUGAUAAGGUCUUGAAGGACUCCUUGUCUAUGCAUUCUUCUGACUCUCCUUCACGGCUCCCACAGAAAGUGUUGGGUUCCGAAACAAUCAAAACUCCUACAACUCAUCCAAGAGCAGCUGGUCGAGAAACCAAAUAUGCAAAUCUUUUAUCAACAUCCUCUACAGCAUCUGAGAGUCAACUGACUAAGCCUGGAGUAAUUCGCCCAGUUCCUGUAAAAUCCAAACUGUUACUGAGAAAGGAGGAAGAAGUCUAUGAACCCAAUCCCUUCAGUAAAUACCUUGAAGACAACAGUGACCUGUUUUCUGAGCAGGAUGCAGCCAUCCCUCACAGGCCUGUCUCUCUCCAUCCUUUAUAUCAGUCUAAACACUACCCUCCUGAUAAGUCCCUGCUGCAUCCACAGACCUUGUCUCAUGCUGACUGUCUUACCCCAGGACCCUUCAGUCAUUUGUCCUCCUUCUCACUGAGGGAUGAACAGGAGAAGUCCCCCACUCUCCUUAGUCAGGACACAUACAAUAAGUCAAAUGGAGGUGUGCCUGCGCAGUGCAUGGUGCAUACUUUUCAUCGGAGGUUGCUGGUCAUGGACUUCUCACUUGAAAGGCAGGAGCAGCAGCUGUCAGAAAUGUAG
This is a messenger RNA of Arvicola amphibius (Eurasian water vole), 3000 nucleotides long. It is a transcript of the gene Mlip, whose product is annotated as muscular LMNA interacting protein. Gene Ontology annotation, cellular component: sarcolemma; PML body; nuclear envelope. Gene Ontology annotation, molecular function: lamin binding; transcription corepressor activity. Bases 1 to 3000 code for a protein of 999 amino acids. The record is from RefSeq and is a predicted model, not a curated record. NCBI's taxonomy places the organism in Eukaryota, Metazoa, Chordata, Mammalia, Rodentia, Cricetidae. Gene Ontology annotation, biological process: negative regulation of transcription by RNA polymerase II. The transcript is spliced from 13 exons.